Messenger RNA from Asterias rubens (European starfish), 1923 nucleotides. RefSeq lists its product as uncharacterized. NCBI's taxonomy places the organism in Eukaryota, Metazoa, Echinodermata, Asteroidea, Forcipulatida, Asteriidae. The record is from RefSeq and is a predicted model, not a curated record. Gene Ontology annotation, biological process: proteolysis. Bases 181 to 1506 code for a protein of 441 amino acids. Gene Ontology annotation, cellular component: lysosome. Gene Ontology annotation, molecular function: cysteine-type peptidase activity. The transcript has 10 exons.
GUGAGACAUUGCAUGCUUGAGUCACGGACGUAAAUCAUAACGCGGCCAGCAGGGUGUAUAAAUAACGCGUUGAAAUACAGGCGGUCACAGAGUUGGGUGUGGAGUGCAGUGACGGUCGAAUCUGGCUUAUUCUCCUGAAGACAUCGCUCUCUUUAAACUCCAGAAGAAGAAAAAAACAAGAUGACGAAAAUGUACAGUUGGCCAUCUGGAUUUAUCUUCGUGGUCGUUUUAGUCGCGUUCACGGGUCCCUCAUGGGCUCAGUAUUGCUCCCGUAGGAUCACGGGUUGUUGCCCGGGACGUGACGACAGUUGCACGGCACCGAUCGGAGACACUGCUUGCUACUGCGAUGACUUUUGUCUACGCUCCAAGGAUGCUGCGGACUGCUGUCCGGAUUUCUUCAACAACUGCACGGCACUGAGUCCACCUAACCCCAUAAAAACGCCAGAUUGUUUCUACGUGGGCAGCAGUUUCUUUGCCGGCGAUUCAUUCAAAGUCGACUGCAACAUCUGCACUUGUUUGCCGACGGCUGUUGGAUACGCAAUACAGUGUGACACCAACACGUGCCUUAUCAGAGAGGCGAUCAUAACAAGUGUUAACUCUGAACCCAAUGGAUGGCAAGCCGGAAACUACUCCUUCUUGUGGGGGAUGACCCUCGACGAAGGGGAACAGCGUCGCCUGGGUACCAAGAAGCCUGCCCCCACCGUCUCUGCCAUGAAAGAGAUCAACAUUGACGAGAUGGACGACCUCCCUGACAGUUUCGAUUCCCGCCAAAAAUGGCCAGGUUGGAUUGAGGGCGUCUCGGACCAGGGAAAUUGUGGCAGUUCAUGGGCAGUCUCCACAACGGCCGUUGCAUCUGAUCGUAUGACCAUCCAGUCCACAGGGAAGAUGUGGCUUGCCCUCUCGCCCCAAAAUCUUCUGUCAUGCAACACCAGGAGACAGCAAGGGUGUGAUGGAGGUCAUUUGGACCGUGCAUGGUACUUUAUGCGAAGAUACGGCGUUGUAACCGAUGUGUGUUAUCCAUACAAAAGUGGAAUGAGCGAUACUGCGAUGAUGAACAAGUACCCGUGUAUGUUACCACGUGAUCUGACCACACCCUGUCCAGCUCAUUACGUCACCUCUGAGAAAUACAAAGUGACCCCGCCAUACAGGAUAUCCGAAAAGGAAGAAGAUAUUAAAGCAGAGAUAUUCAAAAAUGGACCCGUCCAAGCUACAUUUCUCGUCAAAGAAGACUUCUACAUGUAUACCGGAGGAGUUUAUAAAUACACGCUGGGGCCCGUGAGUGCAGCUACUGAGCCUCCCCGGUCCGCCUAUCAUUCUGUACGGAUACUUGGUUGGGGAGUAGACCGCACAGAUCCUAACAUUCAGCGACCGUAUUGGUUGUGCGCCAAUUCGUGGGGCGAGCAGUGGGGCGAGAACGGGCUCUUCCGGAUCCAGCGUGGCAGCAACGAGUGUAAAAUUGAAUCGUACGUACUUGGCGUUUGGGGAAAUAUUGAUAUGGACAUGUAAGAGCCGUCGGGAAAAGUGAUGCGUACGUUUUAGAGAUGUAAACAAAUAAGCGAUAAUAUUGACAUUGAAACUGGGAAGAUGGACAUAAAUUUUAAUCGCCAGUAACAUCCUGGGAAGUCUAUUGGUUUUGUCGGCUUUUGUACUUGUGAACUUCCUAUGAAAUAAUAAUAACUUGAAGUGAGAAACACAAUACAAAUCACAUGAAAUAGGCCUACCGAUCCGACAACAAUGAACAUAACCUAUAUCGAGAGAAUUUAGUACUUAAUAUGAAAAGGUUCAUCAUGAUGCUGAAGUCGGUAUAGUAUACCUUGUGGUAAACAAAGACAACUGGGAGAAACAUGGGCAAUGGGAGACUUUCCACUGCUAGGUGGCAGCAGACUUACCGGGUAAAUUUCCAUUGUUUACGUAGUUCUGAAC